UAGCCUCUUCACAGACGCCGCUCUUCAGAACUAGGGUUUAUUCUCUGUCAUAAAACUCUUUCAAUCCAUGGCUAUAUCUCAGCUCAGAGCCGGUGUUAUUAGAGGACUUCCUCCGAACAUAUCAUUCACGCCUCAGCUCUCAAUCCCUUACUCAUCAGAUCUUACUUUCGGUAUGAAUUACUUCAAUAAUUCUGUUCAUGUCACAACUCCAAACACAAUGCCUCAUGCUUAUUCCGCGCAAAACGAUUUAAUCAACGGGGCAAGCCCAAUUUUUAAUAAUGCAGGGGGUGUUGCUGUGAGUAACACGAGUGCAAGUCGUGCUGGACGCCCUCGUGGAUCCCGGAAUAAACCCAGAGGAGAGGAUUCUGCACCCAUUACGGUUAUUUUGAAGGUGCCACGUGGCGUUGAUCUGAUUGAUUGGGUGGUCAGUUAUGCCAGCUCAAAGAAGGCUCAUCUCACUAUUCUCUGUGGAAGUGGAAAUGUGCUUCGGGCUGAUCUGAGUCACAUGGGGUCUCAGGCUCCUCCGAUAACAUUUACUGAACCACUUAGCCUGAUUACUAUGUCAGGGAUGUUUUUGUUCUCUGGCUCGAAAGACGGUCCUCUUGCCUUGUUUAAUGUCACAUUGGGCAGACUCAGCGGGGACAUCGUUUCGGGUACUGCAGUCAGUAUGAUAACCAUGGAUGAGGUCACGUUGACUGCAACUGUUUUCUACAAUCCAGAAAUGUUGGCUGUUAGGGCUACCGAGGAAAUGGCUAUGGAGUCCAAUUACAAUCUGUUGAGUGGAAGGAACUUGAAAUGGUCUGUGGUCCUGAGUUUCGAACCAGGGACUGAUGUGAUCAAGGCCUUGGUACAAUUUGCGAGGUACUAUUCUCUGAAUUUUUCGGUUCUUUGUUGUAGCGGACUUGUAUCAGAAGUUGACAUUGGUAAUUCGAGGUCCCAUCCCCUGUCUGUAGAUGUUUUGGGAAAUUUUCAGAUAAUUUCGUUUUCAGGGACCUGUAAUGGUCGCGUUGCUAAUUCUCUGGAUGACAUUCAGAAGUCUUUUGUUGUUUCGAUGGUGAGUCAGAAUAAUGUUCUUACAAAUGGAACAGUGGUUAAGAGCAUGAAAGCGGCUAGUUAUGUUACUGUAGUCGCGUUAGCAAAGGAUGCUUAAUUUUAUGUGUUUGAAUUGGAUAGCGUCUGAGGUCCAUUAUCAUUGCUCUGUAUGAAUUAAGUUGAAUUUUUUUGCUUCUGAUAUAUCAUAAUAUUGUAUUGGUUUGAAGUUAUGCGUGCUUGAAAUA
Daucus carota subsp. sativus is the source of this 1277-nucleotide messenger RNA. Its product is annotated as AT-hook motif nuclear-localized protein 15. The coding region runs from base 68 to 1150 and encodes 360 amino acids. The record is from RefSeq and is a predicted model, not a curated record. NCBI's taxonomy places the organism in Eukaryota, Viridiplantae, Streptophyta, Magnoliopsida, Apiales, Apiaceae. Gene Ontology annotation, molecular function: minor groove of adenine-thymine-rich DNA binding; DNA-binding transcription factor activity. Gene Ontology annotation, cellular component: nucleus. The transcript has 2 exons.